Messenger RNA from Dufourea novaeangliae, 3150 nucleotides. RefSeq lists its product as uncharacterized. The record is from RefSeq and is a predicted model, not a curated record. Gene Ontology annotation, molecular function: protein binding. Bases 1 to 3084 code for a protein of 1027 amino acids. NCBI's taxonomy places the organism in Eukaryota, Metazoa, Arthropoda, Insecta, Hymenoptera, Halictidae. The transcript has 14 exons. Gene Ontology annotation, cellular component: plasma membrane.
AUGAAAGAUCCGGUGUCGUCUAUAGAUCGUUGGAACGUCGCUGAAGAAGACACGCAUUGGCCGGUAUUCGUCUGCGUUCUCAUGGCGACGACGGUGCUUUCCUGUCGGCAGAGCGAGUUCCAGUGCGGCAACGGUCGCUGCGUCGCCCUGAACAAGGUGUGCAAUGUCAUCGACGACUGCGGCGACGGGACCGACGAACCACGUCAGUGUUCACCCUGCAACAAAACCUACUACGGCGACGUCGGUAAAACCUACGACCUGGAGCUUCAUCGACCGAAGGAGGAUAAGGUGCCUUACUUUUGCAAGCUCACCUUCAGCGCGCCGGGCGGCGAGUUGGGCGACAUCAUUCAGUUGACGUUCGACAGCUUCACCCUGGGGAAAUUCGUGUCGUUCACCGCGGAGGGCUGUCCGGACGGUUCCCUGCAGAUUUCGGAGGCCCAACGGCCGGACGUCGGCGGUCUAUGGUGCGGAACGUCGUGGGGCCCAGCGAUCUACUACAGCGAGACACCGUCCGUCACCAUAUCGCUGAAGCUGCUCAGGCUUAGCAAGGAUCAGACGGGAUUCAAUUUCGACUUCCGAAUGGCGUACAAGACGAUCAGGAAGUCGGACGCCGUGGUGCGCUACGGGAAUCCGUUCGCCGGAAUAACGCAAACGACAGGAACGCCAGCGUCGACCGAAGCGACGUCGUCGUUGUCCUCUUCAUCCUCGUCGAGCGAAUACGCGAACAGCUCGAUGGCGAUGCAAAUGGUGGAGCAGCUACCAGGCACCAGCACGAAACCGAGCUCGGAGCAAUACCUCGGAGACCUGAUAUCCGGGACCUAUUGCUCCCGCAUAUUCAGCGACUGCGACCGGAAGAAGUGCAGACUCCAGUCGCCGAACUUUCCUGGAUUAUACCCUCGGAAUCUCACCUGCUACUACGCGGUGAGACAGCACGACGUACCACCGGGAAAACACGCUUUAAUUUCGGUGAAACAACCCCGUGGCCAAUUGGUGGCCAUAAGGGCCAGACCGGCCACGCAGGCGGAGUCCUCGCCCCGUAAACUUCAACUCUGGAAGGACUGUGACCUGGUGCAGGACUACGUGACCGUGUACGACGGUUACACGAAGUUCACCACGUCUCCUUACGGCACGUUUCUCCACCCGACGCCCCCGCACUCGCUCCACGGCUUUCAAUUAGAAGUGCAAGUAAGGUUCGUGGACGCGGACUCUCCAACCUACGCGAAGAACAAGCACUGCGAGUUCUGGCUUCAGGGAAGCGGCGGCGGUGUGCUAGCCUCGCCACGGCACACUUUGCCCAGAAACAGCACCUGUUUGUACCAUCUUCGAGGCGCUGGACCGACGCUUCCUAGUCCAACGCCACCGCGUCCUCUGCCCAAGUUCCCCGAACAGAGGCCUGGGACCGUUUGGAGGAGACCGGCUCCAAGGCCCGCGCAACCGCAGUUCCGUGUAUGGCUGUCGAUUCUGAAGUUCCACGUGGGCACCAGUUUGUCUAGCACCGACGGGGACUGCUCGACAACGCUGAUGGUCUGGGACGGCGAGAUGAUGCCAUUGGCGGAGUGUAACGACCUCGCCUGCGAGAAGGAGCAGCAGAGGCACGGGGACAAAGUGAUCGAGCCCUCGAGAACAUUGGUGGGUCGUCCGUCGGGUAACACGACACUGUUGGCCCGUUACUGCAAGGACAAAGUGCCGAGGACCUGCGACCACGCAAUCCUCCAGAACACCAGUCGACCGUGCUCGUUGGGCGAGAGUUUCGUCUCGAGCGGGAAUAGUUUGACCAUCGAGAUGCGAAUGGUCGAGUCGACCGCUCUCAGGCCAGUCAAUUUUCGCGCCCUCUACGAGUUCGUCGAUCUUCAUCAGGACGGCGAUCCUUACGGUAACGGGCCGUGCUCGAGGAUCUUCUACAGCCGGAAUCGGGACCAUUAUCCUGAUCGUAGAUUCCAGGCUCCGCGCGAUAUUUUCCUUUACGGCCGCGGCGGGGCGAAAAAUAUUAGCUGCGUGUACCGAUUCGAGGGCGAGCACGACGAGAUCGUUAAGCUGAGGUUCAACAAGGUACUGAACGGGAAUCGUACCUGCCGCAGCGUCUCCAGUUCUGACUUCAGUCGAUUGCUCUGUGUGGGCUCGAAGAACUUCUCUGUUAAGGUGAUGGAUCAGCCGUGGCUGAACGCGCCCCCCGUGCAGAGGGAUUGCUUCUGUUCGAACCGAUCGCUACCGAUGAACGUCAAGUCGACGUCGAACAUCGUCGAAGUCCACUUCACCGUGAUGUCCAUGGACGCGCUCGACGACUACAAUAAUCUGUUCUUCGAGGCCACCUGGGACUUCAUAAAGACCAAUCCUUGCAUGCAAAAGCGACGAGUCAGAGGACCGUCCGGCGAGAUCAAGUACAUGUCGCCCAUCGUCGACGAGGAUGAGCAAAACUGCGAGAAACAUCCGUGGCUGAUCGAACCGGGCCCCAAUCAGUACCUGUACGUGAAGUUGCACGGCACGAUAAUGUCGAACACGAGCAAAUGCACGACCAAAAAUCGUAUCGUGGUGCACACCGGUGGCGCGAUCCACGUGUCGGUGUGUCCCAGACCGCCGUCGGAGUUGCGGCAUCGCGUGGUCGAGGUGUUCAGCGACGGCUGGGCCGUCAGCAGUAACGCGUUGAUCCUGUCGCCGGGUCUGGACCCAGUCAGAACCAUCGCGGUGGAAUUUAUCGUCAAGGAACCGGAUUCGUACACGGUCACGUGGCUCGAGCUCACCAGGAGGCCAUCGGUGACGUCCAUGGCGGGUCUGCAAAUGCCACGGGACUGUGAGCAACGUUGCCCCGAGCUGGACGCGUGCAUAAACGCGUCCCUCUGGUGCGACGGUAUUUCCCAUUGUCCGUCUGGUUACGACGAGGCGUUGACGCACUGCUCGAUGCUCCUUCAGCUACCGCCGCUCCAUCUGGGUCUUGGUCUCCUAGCGAUCGUCACGAUCCUCGGUGUGAUCUGUUUCGUGCUCUGGCGUAUCUGCCGGCAACGAACGAACCGUUCGAUAUCCCAGCAUCGGCUGAAGAGCAUCUCCUCGGAGACCGCGAUCAUCGACGGGAAGGAGGUGAUCUGCUGACACAGCGACAGUUCUGUGCGAUACGUCGAGGUCGAUCGGGUGACCACCGUGUGACGAUCACCAUCG